Messenger RNA from Psammomys obesus (fat sand rat), 2484 nucleotides. RefSeq names its product von Willebrand factor A domain containing 2 (gene Vwa2). Gene Ontology annotation, molecular function: calcium ion binding. Lineage: Eukaryota; Metazoa; Chordata; Mammalia; Rodentia; Muridae. The transcript is spliced from 12 exons. Gene Ontology annotation, biological process: calcium-independent cell-matrix adhesion. The record is from RefSeq and is a predicted model, not a curated record. Gene Ontology annotation, cellular component: basement membrane.
AUGAUCGCUUCCGUCUUUUCUCUCCCAGUGUCCCCGACCGUCGCCCUUCAGGAAGUGCAUGUGAGCAGGGAGACCAUUGGGAAGAUCGCAGUGGCCAGCAAAUUGAUGUGGUGCUCCGCAGCGGCCGACGUCCUGUUUCUGUUGGACGGCUCUCACAGCAUCGGGAGGGGGAGCUUCGAGAGAUCCAAGCACUUUGCCGAGGCUGUCUGUGAUGCUCUGGACAUCAGCCCCGGCAGGGUCAGAGUGGGAGCCGUGCAGUUUGGUUCCACUCCUCAUCUGGAAUUCCCCCUGGACUCCUUUUCAACCCGACAGGAAGUGAAGGCAAACAUCAAGAGGAUAUCGUUCAAAGGCGGCCGCACAGAGACGGGACUUGCUCUGAAACACCUUCUCGGAGGGUUCCCUGGAGGCAGACGUGGCUCUGUGCCCCAGCUGCUUAUCAUCAUCACAGAUGGCAAGUCCCAGGGGCCGGUGGCUAUUCCAGCUCAGCAGCUGAGAGAGAGGGGCAUCGUCGUGUUUGCUGUAGGGGUCCGGUUUCCCAGGUGGGACGAGCUGCUCACGCUGGCCAGUGAGCCACAGGAGCAGCAUGUGCUGCUGGCUGAGCAAGUGGAUGAUGCCACCAACGGCCUCCUCAGCACCCUGAGUGGCUCUGCGCUCUGCACCACUGCUGAUCCAGACUGCAGGGUGGAGGCCCACCCCUGCGAGCGGAAGACACUGCAGACCGUCAGAGAACUCGCCGGCAAUGCCUUAUGCUGGAGGGGAUCACGGCGGGUGGACUCCGUGCUGGUCCUGCGCUGUCCCUUCUACAGCUGGAAGAAAGUGUUCCAGACCCACCCUGCCACCUGCUACAGAACCAUCUGUCCGGGCCCCUGUGACUCCCGGCCCUGCCAGAAUGGAGGCACGUGCAUUCCGGAAGGUGUGGAUAAGUACCACUGCCUCUGUCCGCUGGCAUUUGGAGGGGAAGUCGACUGUGCCCCGAAGUUGAGCCUGGAGUGCAGGAUAGAUGUCCUCUUCCUGCUGGACAGUUCUUCAGGCACCUCUCCAGAGGGCUUCAGCCGGGCCAAGGCCUUCGUGAAGCGCUUUGUGCAGGCCGUGCUGAGCGAGGAGUCUCGGGCGCGCGUCGGGAUAGCCAGUUACAGCAGGGAUCUGAUGGUGGCUGUGCCCGUUGGGGAGUACCAGGAUGUGCCAGACCUGGUCAGGAGCCUUGACAGCAUUCCCUUCAGGGGUGGCCCAACGCUGACUGGCAGUGCCUUACUACAGGUGGCAGAGCAUGGCUUUGGGAGUGCCAGCAGGACGGGCCAGGACAGGCCACGCAGAGUGGUGGUUCUGCUCACCGAAUCACACUCGCAGGAUGAGGUGGCUGGGCCAGCAGAGCACGCAAGGACUCGGGAGCUGCUCCUCCUGGCCUUGGGCAGUGAGACGGUGCAGGCGGAGCUUCGGGAGAUCACAGGUAGCCCGAAGCACGUGAUGGUCCACACAGGCCCUCAAGACCUGUUUAGCCAAAUCCUGGAGUUACAGAGGAGGCUGUGCAGCCAGCCGGGGCCAGGCUGCCAGGCACAGUCCCUGGACCUGGUCUUCCUGCUGGACGCUUCCGCCUCAGUGGGACCUGAGAACUUUGCUCAAAUGCAGAGCUUCAUCAGGAAAUGCACCCUCCGGUUUGAUGUCAACCCCGAUGUGACCCAGGUUGGCCUGGUGGUAUAUGGUAGCCAGGUGCAGACAGCCUUUGGGCUGGGCACUCAUCCCACCCGUGCUGCCGUGCUGCGGGCCAUGAGCCAGGCGCCCUACCUGGGGGGCAUGGGCUCUGCUGGCACAGCCUUGCUGCACAUUGGUGGCAAAGUGAUGACUGUCCAGAGGGGGGCCCGCCCCGGUGUCCCCAAGGCUGUGGUGAUGCUGACGGGCGGAAAUGGGGCAGAGGAUGCAGCUGUCCCUGCCCAGAAGCUGAGAAAUAAUGGCAUCUCAGUCUUGGUUGUGAGCGUGGGGACUGUCCUCAGAGAGGCAGUGCGGAGGCUCGCUGGCCCCCGGGACUCCCUGAUCCAUGUGGCAGCUUACAGUGAUCUCCGGUACCACCAGGACGUGCUCAUCGAAUGGCUUUGUAGAGAAGCCAAGCGGGCAGUCAACCUCUGCAAGCCCAGCCCAUGCAUGCACGAAGGUGCCUGCGUCCUGAGGAACGGCAGUUACCGCUGCGAGUGCCGGGCUGGCUGGGAAGGCCCCCACUGUGAGAAGCACAUCAUGAGAGGAGAUGCUCCCGUGGCAUAUAGCUUCCACCAACAGCCCACAGGAAGACAGCGGCCAACCCCCUCUCAGCAAGCUCCUGGGCAUCCCAGAGUUUGAAAGGCACUGUCCUCAGCCCGGUGCAUCUCCUGGGGGCCUGGAGCAUCUGCUGCCAGCUCUAAGCAGAGCCGUUUUGCCCACAAGCCACAGGGGACGCUGCCUGGGACAGUAGCAGCCACAGCUGCCACUCACGGUGGUGGUGUUGGAAACUCCUAA